GGGGACGUGGGUCUGUAAACGAAGCAGUAGGAAGUUUCUGCUGGGGUUUGGUGCUGAGUUUGGAAUUACACACACCCAGAAACAUUGUAUGUCCGGACGCUAAAGCGAGUUCCUUUUUUUUACCCCAAAGAGUCUACAUGUCUAAUAUUUAGACAUGUUCAGCUUUGUGGAUACUCGGACUUUGCUGUUGCUGGCGGCAACGUUAAUAUUGGGACAGUGUCAAGGAGAGGAUGAUGCUGAAGUUGGGAGCUGUGUAAAGGAUGGACAAAGGUACAACGAUAAAGAUGUCUGGAAACCAGAACCAUGUCAGAUCUGUGUCUGUGACAGUGGUCAAAUCCUCUGUGAUGACAUAAUCUGUGAGGAAACUAAUGAUUGCCCCAACGCUGAAAUCCCCUUCGGAGAAUGUUGCCCUAUCUGUCUCGGGGACCCUACAGGCGGAGAUCAAUACCCCGUUGGCCCUGAAGUACAGGGUCCUCCAGGUCCCAAGGGAGAUCGUGGUGCAAAGGGUGAUUCAGGUCUUCAAGGUCCACGAGGAAGAGAUGGAAUCCCAGGCCAACCUGGUCAGCCAGGGUCCCCUGGUCAGCCCGGUCCCCCAGGCCCACCUGGCCUUGGCGGAAACUUCGCUUCUCAAAUGUCUGGCGGCUACGACGAGAAAACAUCUGGUGGCAUCCCCAUGCCUGGACCUAUGGGCCCAAUGGGACCCCGAGGACCUCCCGGCCCAUCUGGACCAUCUGGCCCCCAAGGAUUCCAAGGACACCAAGGAGAGCCUGGCGAGCCUGGUGCAACCGGUCCAAUGGGUCCACGUGGUCCUCCAGGACCUUCCGGAAAGAAUGGUGAUGACGGUGAUCCCGGCAAACCUGGUCGCCCUGGUGAGCGUGGAGCCCCUGGACCCCAGGGUGCACGUGGCUUCCCUGGAACUCCUGGACUUCCUGGCACCAAGGGACACAGAGGCUACAAUGGUUUGGAUGGCGCAAAGGGUGAAUCUGGUCCUGCUGGCCCCAAGGGUGAGACUGGUGCCUCAGGUGAAAAUGGUGUUCCUGGUGCAAUGGGUGCUCGUGGUCUUUCCGGUGAGAGAGGGCGCUCUGGACCGCCAGGACCCACUGGCGCUCGUGGUAAUGAUGGUGCUCCUGGUAGUGCUGGCCCUCCCGGCCCUGUUGGACCUGCUGGUGCUCCUGGUUUCCCCGGUGCUCCAGGUGCAAAGGGUGAAAUCGGUGCUAGCGGAAGCCGUGGUGCUGAAGGAGCCACAGGAGGUCGUGGUGAAAUUGGCACCCCUGGCCCCGCUGGCCCAGCUGGUGCUCCUGGCGCUGCUGGAUCCGACGGCCAACCUGGUGGAAAGGGAUCAACUGGCGCUCCCGGAAUUGCUGGUGCUCCCGGCUUCCCCGGCCCACGUGGACCCGCUGGUGCUCAAGGUGCUGGAGGUGCUCCUGGACCCAAAGGCAAUACUGGCGAACCUGGUGCUCCUGGAGCCAAGGGUGAACAUGGCGUGAAAGGUGAAGCUGGUCCUGUUGGCCUUCAAGGUCUGCCUGGCCCAGCUGGUGAAGAAGGCAAGCGAGGUGCUCGUGGUGAACCUGGUAUUCAAGGUCUGGCUGGUGCCCCUGGUGAACGUGGUGGCCCUGGAAGCCGUGGUUUCCCUGGUUCUGAUGGUCUGCCUGGUCCUAAGGGUCAGCUUGGUGAGCGCGGUGGAGUUGGUGCUGUCGGUCCCAAAGGUGCAACUGGUGAACCUGGCCGACCCGGUGAGGCUGGGCUUCCUGGCCCAAGAGGUCUGACUGGUAGCCCUGGAAGCCCUGGUCCUGACGGAAAGGCUGGCGCAACUGGUCCUCCUGGUCAAGAUGGUCGUGCUGGUGCACCAGGAGGUGUUGGUGCCAGAGGUCAACCUGGCGUCAUGGGAUUCCCUGGUGGUAAGGGCGCUGCUGGCGAGCCUGGCAAACCUGGUGAGAAGGGAGUUGCUGGACUUACUGGUGGAGUGGGUCCUGCUGGCAAAGAUGGUGAAGUUGGUGCCCCUGGAUCUCCCGGCCCAGCUGGUCCUGCUGGAGACAAAGGUGAACAAGGUCUUCCAGGACCUGUUGGCUUCCAGGGCCUUCCCGGGCCUCCAGGUGCUUCUGGUGAAGCUGGCAAACCCGGUGAACAGGGUGUCCCCGGUGAUGUAGGUGCUCCAGGUGUUGCUGGUGGAAGAGGUGAAAGAGGUCUCUCAGGUGAACGUGGUGCUACUGGCCCCAUGGGUUCUCCAGGUGCUCGCGGUUCACCAGGCGCUGCUGGUAAUGAUGGUGCCAAGGGAGACCCUGGUGCAGUUGGUUCCCCUGGUGUCCAAGGACCCCCUGGCCUCCAAGGCAUGCCUGGUGAACGUGGUGCUUCUGGCCUUCCUGGUAUCAGGGGAGAGAGAGGUGAUGGAGGUCCAAAGGGAGCUGACGGUGCCCCUGGCAAGGAUGGAAUCCGUGGUCUCACUGGUCCAAUUGGUCAACCUGGUCCUCCUGGUACAUCUGGUGACAAGGGUGAAGCAGGUCCUCCUGGCCCAGCUGGUCCCAGUGGUGCUCGUGGUGCUGCAGGUGAGCGUGGUGAUCCCGGUGGUGCCGGACCUGCUGGAUUUGCUGGUCCUCCUGGUAUUGAUGGUCAGCCUGGUGCUAAGGGAGAGGCUGGUGAUCCAGGUGCAAAGGGUGAUCCUGGUCCCUCCGGGCCAUCUGGUCCAACUGGAAGCCCUGGUCCUUCUGGCCCGGUCGGUGCCCCCGGAUCUAAAGGCAGUCGCGGUGCCCCAGGCCCACCUGGUGCAACUGGCUUCCCUGGUGCUACUGGACGAGUCGGUCCUGCUGGCCCCUCUGGAAACACUGGCCCUGCCGGCCCAGUUGGUGCUCCCGGAAAAGAUGGUCCUAAAGGAGUUCGCGGAGAGUCUGGUGCUGUUGGUCGUUCAGGAGAACCCGGACCUGCUGGCCCCCCAGGACCAUCUGGCGAGAAAGGAUCCACUGGUGCUGAUGGUCCUCCUGGCCCCGCUGGUCUCUCUGGAGCUCAGGGUCUUGCUGGACAACGUGGUAUUGUUGGUAUCCCAGGAAUCAAAGGUGAACGUGGUUUCAGUGGUCUGCCUGGCCCAUCAGGUGAACCUGGAAAGCAAGGUCCAGUUGGUGGACCUGGAGAUCGUGGUCCUCCCGGGCCAAUGGGUCCCCCUGGUUUGUCUGGCCCACCUGGCGAAGCUGGUCGUGAAGGCUCUCCUGGAGCUGAAGGUGCUCCGGGUCGGGAUGGUGCUGCAGGUUCUAAGGGUGACCGCGGUGAAACCGGCAUGUCUGGCCUUCCCGGUGCCCCUGGCGCUCCUGGUGCUCCUGGCCCAGUAGGCCCUGCUGGCAAGAAUGGUGAACGUGGUGAGACCGGUCCCGCAGGCCCUCAGGGCCCCGCUGGUCCAAUGGGAGCCCGUGGAAGCACAGGUGUCGCAGGUCCUCGUGGUGACAAGGGUGAAACUGGUGAGUCUGGCGAGAGAGGAAUAAAGGGUCACCGAGGAUUCCCUGGUUUGCAGGGUAGCCGUGGGCCACCCGGUCCUCAUGGUGAACAAGGUCCCGCUGGAUCUUCAGGUGCUGCUGGAGCAAGAGGUCCCUCUGGUCCAGCUGGUACUUCUGGUAAAGAUGGUCCUAGUGGUUUGCCCGGUCCCAUUGGACCUCCAGGUCCUCGUGGUCGCACUGGUGAAGUUGGCCCAGCUGGUCCACCUGGACCCCCAGGUCCCGCUGGUGCCCCCGGCGCUCCGGGCGGAGGCUAUGAAUUUGGUUUUGGAAGCUCAUCCCAGCAAGAGAAGGCCCAAGAUCCCCUGCGCUACUUCAGAGCAGACGACGCCGGUGUUGUCAGAGAUCGCCACGCCGAGGUCGAGACCACGCUGAAAUCCCUGACCAAGCAGAUCGACAACAUCCGUAGCCCUGAGGGAACCAGGAAGAACCCAGCCCGUACCUGCCGCGACUUGAAGAUGUGCCACCCAGAAUGGAAGAGCGGAGACUACUGGAUCGAUCCUAACCAAGGCUGUUCUCUGGAUGCUAUCCGCGUGUACUGUAACUUGGAAACUGGUGAGACCUGUGUCUACUCAAGCCCACAGUCCAUCCCACAAAAGAACUGGUACACAAGCAAGAAUCCCAAGGAAAAGAAGCACAUCUGGUUCGGCGAGAGCAUGAACGGUGGCUUCCAGUUUGGCUAUGGUGCUGAUGAUGGUGUACUUGCUAGCGACGUUGCCAUCCAAAUGACCUUCCUGCGCUUGAUGUCCUCCGAGGCAACCCAAAAUGUCACAUACCACUGCAAGAACAGCAUCGCCUACAUGGAUGAGGAAGCAGGCAACCUGAAGAAGGCUGUGCUUCUCCAGGGCUCCAACGAAAUUGAAAUCAGAGCAGAAGGCAACAGUCGAUUUACAUACAGCGUCAGCGAGGAUGGUUGCACGCGACACACUGGUGAAUGGGGCAGGACAGUCAUUGAAUACAAAACAAUGAAAACAUCACGACUGCCAAUUAUUGACAUUGCACCUAUGGAUGUUGGUGGCGCGGAUCAGGAAUUUGGCGUUGAAAUCGGCCCAGUCUGCUUCUUGUAAAAUGGACUUGAAAUUUACUUGCAGUCAUCUCUAAACUUUUUAAUGCAUUGAGUUCUAAUUCAUUCAACAGCAAUGGUCCACUUGCUUAAACUUCGGGCCUCAAGACGGGCAGGAGAACAACAAGGACACUUUUUUAAUGUUCUCUGUUUCUAUGGCAACACGAAAAAAUAGUACUUGUCGGUGUUAAAACUCUUUACCCCCACCUGUCCCUCCACACAUUCCCCCCACUCUACCCUCCAUCCCUCUAUCCCACCCACCCACAUUCCCUUCCCCCCCUUCACCCCACCCACCCUCCCAGAGUUAAGAGAUCACUGCAGGUUACAUUUGCCAUAUACCACUGCAGAGGAAAAAAAGAUUGUAUUGUACCGUUUUUCAGGUGGCAAAAAAAUAAAUUUUAAAAAAUGUU
Molecule: messenger RNA, 4949 nt
Organism: Callorhinchus milii (elephant shark)
Lineage: Eukaryota; Metazoa; Chordata; Chondrichthyes; Chimaeriformes; Callorhinchidae
Product: collagen alpha-1(I) chain
Exons: 53
Coding region: 155-4543 (1462 amino acids)
Molecular function (GO): protein binding; extracellular matrix structural constituent
Source: RefSeq, a predicted model, not a curated record